Messenger RNA from Ostreobium quekettii, 1923 nucleotides. NCBI's taxonomy places the organism in Eukaryota, Viridiplantae, Chlorophyta, Ulvophyceae, Bryopsidales, Ostreobiaceae. The record is from the annotation of a GenBank genome assembly.
AUGAACCUCAAGCGCCGGCCGUCGAGCGUCACGAGGGCGAAGAAGGCGUCGCCGGUCGGCGAGCGGGAGGAGGGCGUCCGACAGUACCGGGGCGGGUACCGGGGGGGCGCCUUCGGCGACGGAGUGGGAGGAUUGGAGGAGGAGCGGGAGGCGAUGGGCCGCAGGGUGAGGGCCGGCGGUCUCAAGGGUGGGGCGGAGGGGCGGGCAAAGGCGGGAAAGGUGCGCGGGAUCGAGCCCGUUCAUGCUAACGUUGCGUCGUCGGUGUCGGGCGGACAGGACAUCGGGGGGGGCGGGAAGGCGGAGAAGGGGCUGCCCGGACACCGGCCGGGGGCCUCCAGCCUGGACCAGCCGCGCAGCGGGAUACCGCUCCCCGGGGGGGGCAGGAAGCGCGGCAGCGGGGACAGCAGGGGGCAGGCGGGCGGGCCGCGCAGGGGUUCACAGGGCGACGGGCCGGGCCACAAGGCCGCCAACUCCAGCGGGGGGCUGCUGCGCCUGGAGGGGAGCCAGGGCUGGACGGCGUCGAGGUGGCAGGCGGGGGGAGGCGGCGUGCAUGCAGAAGAGCGCGCUGGGUCAAUAGACUAUCAGAGACGGUCCAGCUUCAUGAUGCGGACGGGCACUGGCCCACCCCAACAAAUGCAGGCGCCAUCUGGUGGGAACUAUGUUCCUGUGGCCUACAGGCCCCCCUGGUACAGGCAACCGUCAGACAUGCCCAGUGCGGGUCCUGUGCAGGUUAGUGCGGGCCACGAGCAACAAGGCGAGAGGCUGCCCACAGCAGCUGGUAGUGGUGGGGGCUUUGCCCAAUAUGGAGAUGGGGAUGUUUUGGCAGUGUCUGGUGACCAGCAGGGAAGUCGUCAGGAAGGAAGCCGCCAAGAAGGGAGCCGACAGGAAUGGAGCCGGCAGGAAGGGAGCAGGCAGGAGGGCAGCCGACAAGGCAGCCUGAAGCUUAGGUUGAGUGCAAGAACGGAUUCGGGGGAGCAGCACAGUGCACACAGGGCGCAUACUGACUCUGGAGGGACAGCAACUGGGACCCCCACUCAGCCACAGUCAAGACAUCAUCCCCAAGCUCCACCUGCCUCAACUCCAGGCAGCAACCAGGAGUGGAUACAACUGGAACUGGACCGGCUGAAGAGCGAGUUUCAGUUCAAAAACCAGAUUGCCAGCAUGUUGCGCACCACUCUUGCAGACCUGAAGACACAAAGGGGAACUGGGCCCUAUGGACAGGGAGGGCCGCUGCCAGGAAUGCCGCUCAGUGGAGUCCCGAUGCCACCCUCACAAGACCAACUGCAGGGCGGUCUUCCUGCGCCCAGCGGUGGCAUAAUGCACAGCCCCCACAGCGCCAUUGCCGGCCAAGGAGGCGGGAUGGCACAGGGGGGUGGCCAACUGCCUGGCUCAGCCACGGGCCAUUUGGGGGGCCAAAUUCCUGUGGGUGGAAUGCCCCAGGGGGGCAUGCAAGUUCCUGUGGGGAGUCCCCACGCAGGCAUGAUGGCUGGAGGGCUUACGCUGCCACACGGGGAAAGCCCGAUGUCAGGUGUUCAAAAUUCUGGAGUGUCAGGCCUGGGGAUGCAGGCACCACCGCCAUGGCAGGGAGUUGGGUAUCCAGGUGGAUAUGGUGGUGGAAUGGGGAGUGGCGACAUGGGUGGCAGGUCAGGGCCGCACGCUCUCAUGAGCCCAACGUCACCACUGCGGGAGCUCUCACUAACAAAGGCAGAGUUGGAAAAGAAAACCAGGCGGGUCAACGAUUUGUUAGCUGAGCUUUCGCAGUAUGAUGCACAUGUGAGGGUGCUGACGAAGGCACUGGAAGAUGAACGACAUGACAAUGCGGAGUUGACACAAGAAAAUGUGCUCCUUAGGAGUCAGGUGGAGAGGCUUGCUACCGCCAGUGAGAAACUGCUGAGUGGCAUGAUGGCAAUACAAGCAGCAUGA